Oncorhynchus nerka (sockeye salmon) is the source of this 3873-nucleotide messenger RNA. RefSeq names its product homeobox protein Hox-C6a-like. Gene Ontology annotation, molecular function: RNA polymerase II cis-regulatory region sequence-specific DNA binding; DNA-binding transcription factor activity, RNA polymerase II-specific. Gene Ontology annotation, biological process: regulation of transcription by RNA polymerase II; anterior/posterior pattern specification. Bases 2382 to 3098 code for a protein of 238 amino acids. Gene Ontology annotation, cellular component: nucleus. The record is from RefSeq and is a predicted model, not a curated record. The transcript is spliced from 2 exons. NCBI's taxonomy places the organism in Eukaryota, Metazoa, Chordata, Actinopteri, Salmoniformes, Salmonidae.
GACGCACUUUCAACUGACUUAAAUGUUGUCAAAUGGUUAACACCAUAACACACAUGUAAUAAUGUUUACAAUGAGGCCCACAGAUUUUUUUGGGUUUUCCUAUUUGGUUUUCCUAUUUGUGUCAUUUUUGUCAGUCUGCGGAUGUAAACAUAUGGCGGUUAAUCCAGUGGGAAGCCUUUAUUGCACAACAGACGUCCUCGUCUUUCUUUCCGUUCUAGCUUUUAUUGCCUGUUUUAGAACCGACAACAGAAGCCCAGCAAAAUAGACCUACUAUGUGCAAGUUAAAGAUUUGUUUUAUUGUAGACUGCAUAGGCCUACGCGUAGACAUCCCCUUGUCAAAUACGUAUGUCCUACAUUUGUGGUUUCAAUAAUGUGAAUUAUGUCAUUGUUUUCAAUACUAGACGUUGUUACCAUAGAUUAUUGAGGGGAAAAAAUCUGAUCUUUAGCUAAUAUCGUUCUCUAACCAACGUGUUGUUAUCGAAUAGCUUGACGGUUGUUUGAACAAUCAAAUGAAUCAAUUUGAAUGGAUUUUCAUGCAGCUGUGUGUUGAAGAUGAAGAUAGUGGUAAAAGGGUUUGCAGUAGGCUAUUGUUGACUGAGAUUUUCCACACAUGGAGAACAAAAGGAUUCAAUGUGGAAUAUUCAUUUUUGGAAUAACAGUUUUGUCGGGUUUGUACCUCAAAUUGAGUAGCCUACCUUAUAGAAAGGAGACCACUUUUUUAAAUCCAGGUUGCCAUUCAUUGAUAAAUUACUCUUGUCAGUCAUUUUAGACAAUAGGAUACCUAACGUUUCCACAGCUGACUCACGCACGAGCAUAUGUCCCAGGCCCCCAUAGCACACAAUUAUAGAUCUAUAGCUAAAGCACUGGGCUAUUUCAAAAUAUCCACCUCUGUGUACGAUGUACAGCAUACCGUCGACACUAAAAUUCCAUUACUACCAUUAAUCAAUGUAAUCAUUUUGUGAAGUCAACUCACAUAACUUAUAUUUAGCGCAAUUUGGCACUAAACAAAUACCUAACUCUACAUUUCUAAGAUGUGAUUGUAUCCGUAAAGAUAUCGCCUACCAUCUCCAUAACAGUGCUUUGUGGAUACAUAUCCUCUGAUGUAGCCUGAUCAAUUCUCUACUCACGGUUGAUUGCUGGGUUUUCAGGAAAAGUGUUCUAAACGGUUACCACUUAGGCUAGUAACUUCAAAUACAAUUAAACACUAAUUCUCUCUUUUUUUACAUUGUUAUUCUUCUUGCGUUUAUAAUCCAACGCAUUCGUUUCAGAGGCUCAGGAUGUAUCGUUAUGUAGGCUAUACACAGAGUUAUUUGUUGGUGAGCUGAGAAACUUCACUUGGUUUUAUUGCCCUUCACAGAAGAGACCCUAAACGCAUUCUUAUCACCACCGCCCUUCCCCCUAGCAAUCGGAAUUACCCGUUAAGAGCCGAGGCACGAUAAUUACCUUCAAGUCAUGUAAUGCUAAUUCAUACACGAUGUAAAACAUGGAAAGAAUGUGAAAAAUUCUUGCCCAGCUAAAACACAAGAACCAACAGAGCACGCGAGCUUUAUGAGAGCGCUACCACUACAUAAACAUCUGAUUUGGAUACAACCUACACUGAAUAUGUACACAGCGGCGAGGACAAACGAUACAUUAUCUUACAUAUUACAUUGUACUCUUUAUUGGCUUUCACAAUUUUCAAAUAUGUGCGUGCGAACUACAUUGUCCUUGUGUGUAAGUGUGUUACACACACACGUGCACUCACACACACACACACACACACGCCAUGCCACAUAAGCAGGUAAAACAUAUGUAUAGGUAUCAAUUUAUUCAACCCAUUUAAAAAUUUACAUUAAAAAAAACUAAAAUGCCAAUUCAGUGACGGGAUUAUUCUGGUUCUGGACAGCAGUUUGAUAUUGCAGACAUAUACACGUCGCUUAUAUAUUUAUAUCGUCUUGUUUUCUUGCUCAGUGUGGAAUGUCCAACUAACUUAAUACAUGCGUUGCUAUGCCCCACUAACUUAAUGCAUUCGUUUUCUGGCUGCAUUUUUAGAGCUAUAGCUGGUUAGCUAAAAGCUACAGUUUCCUUGCUCUCAAUUGGUGGAGAAUGGUCAGCUGACAUUGUCAUAUUGCCUCUCUCUGGAGCUAAGCGAUCAGCUAUAACACUCGGGUUUGUGAGUCUUACCGGAGAUUGGAAAUUAAUAAUAUUGAAACCUCAAGCAACCGUCUAUUUAUACAAGCAGCGAAAGGGUGAAAGGAAGGUUUUGCAAAGGUGUGUGAGCAGCCAGCAACAUAUCCAGAAUAAGGGAAAGUGGAAGGGGGAGCUACUGAGAGGGGAAAGUGGAGAAAAAAAUACUGAUUAAGAAGUGCGGAGAGUUGAAGAAGAAGGGUUGCAGGCAAGGUAUGAAUUCGUAUUUCGCAAACCCGUCACUCUCCUGCCAUUUAUCCGGUGGUCAAGAUGUUUUGCCAAGCGUGCCACUAAAUUCCACCACUUAUGACACAGUGAGACAUUUUUCGUCGUAUGGGGCUGCUGUGACCCAGAAUCGGAUAUACGCAAAUCCUUUCUAUUCUCCCCAAGACAAUGUUGUUUUUGGGCCGAGCCGGGCAUCCUAUGAGUAUCAUGGAUCUAAUGUGUUUCUUCAAGACAAGGAUGGAGGUCUUGCCAGUUGCAGACAAACAACAAGCAUGGGACUGAAUGCACAAAACCACAUUGCUCAGGAGUACAGUUUGGAUCAAGCCAGAGGAGGAUCGCAGGAGCAGAAAGCUAACGUCCAGAUAUACCCGUGGAUGCAGCGAAUGAACUCUCACAGCGGAGUUGGGUAUGGGUCAGACAGACGCAGAGGACGCCAGAUAUACUCCCGUUACCAAACACUGGAACUGGAGAAAGAGUUUCAUUUCAACCGCUAUCUAACCAGACGUAGACGUAUCGAAAUAGCAAACGCCCUUUGUUUGACAGAACGUCAGAUCAAAAUUUGGUUCCAGAAUCGUCGCAUGAAAUGGAAGAAAGAGAGCAGCCUGACGUCGACGGUGACGGGAAGUGAAUCGACAGGGGCCACGGCGGAGAAGGAACGAGACAGCGUGGAAGAGGAGAAAGAGGAGGAAAAGAAAGAGAAAGAAUGAAAGACAUUUUACAACGAAAUCAUGAAACUCCACUAAACUACCUAGCCAUUCAAAGACCACAAACUCCCCUGCAUGAUAUUAUUCUGCUAUUUGUCCCUCUCUCUCUCACAAACUCGUAGCCUUCGCGCGCGUGAAAACAUGCAAUAUUCUGCAAUUCGGAUAAUUUUAGGCUGGAAAAAGCAUAUAGUUAACUGAUAGCUGUUUACUUCUAGUGGCAUAAUGUCCUUUGUCAUAGUCAUGCUAUUUGUGUUGUGAAAUGUGAAACAUUCAUCAUUUCCCUCCAGAAUUGCCCCCUUUACACUGUCAAAUAUAUCGUUCGGAUUACUUCAGUCAAUUCACAUAGGUCAGUGUUGGGGAUGGUUUACAAACACAAUGGGGCAUAAGCAUUCCAAAUGUGAAGGAAAUGCUCAGGCAUACUUAUUUCGUUUGUGUUAAUGUACUUGAAUCUUUACAUUCCCAUGAAUCCCAUCGCAAUAUGACUCCUGCAAAUAUCCUGAAAGCUCUCACGGGGUGAACUACACUACCUAAAUUGUAGAUAUGCCUGUAUAUAUUCUAUGUAUUCUCAUAUAUACUCUGUGAGGGCUUUGUGUGCAUUAUGCUGCUUAAACGGAUGUUCUCUUAACGUUGCACUUACCACUUUUUGGCAUAAUAACCGUUUAUGGUUACCCAAGACUACCUAAUAAAAAGGGAGAAAUGAUACAAGAGGAAUCAAUCACGUUGUUUAAGGUUGUGAAUUUAUGUUUUGUGUAUCAUUGAAUAAAAUGUUUUCAAAACA